This is a messenger RNA of Mizuhopecten yessoensis (Yesso scallop), 1936 nucleotides long. Its product is annotated as protein downstream neighbor of son homolog. The record is from RefSeq and is a predicted model, not a curated record. The transcript has 10 exons. Gene Ontology annotation, cellular component: nucleus. Lineage: Eukaryota; Metazoa; Mollusca; Bivalvia; Pectinida; Pectinidae. Gene Ontology annotation, biological process: nuclear DNA replication. Bases 78 to 1850 code for a protein of 590 amino acids.
GCAAAUUGGAAACAUACCGUAACCUGCAUGAUAUGUAUGAUAAAUGCACGGCAAAUACUUUAAGGUAACGUUUAGAAAUGGAUGACACCAACAGCUCACCAACAUGGAAAAAACCUUCAGAUAUAAUGAAAAAGCACCGGAAGAAGAAGCGAGUAUCGCUGCAAAGUAGCGAUGAAAAGCCACCUAACAAACUAACUGAUAUUUUCAGUACAAAAAGUAUGUUUUUACAGUCAAAAAGAAGGAAUCCUUUCUCACAGGAAAUCGAGACCGGGUCUCCGUCAAAAAGAAUGAAAUGUGAAAAUGAAGAACUGUCACCAAAUUCAGAUAAUUCACAAGAGAAUGCGUUGUUUACAAUUCUCGGAGGAAUAGAAAAGGCACACAAAUAUGAAGAAAACCAGCAGGUUGAGAUAUCCACACCAAGUCCUGGGCAGACUGAACAUUUCUCAAUAUAUGAUGAUGACAGCAAGUCACAGUUUGAGUUUAUUGAAAAGUUGUUCAAUGACAGACACAGAGAACAAAAUAAAGAGAAAUUUGUUGAACUUGAGGAUGAGAGGAUAGAAGAUCCUAUGCAAAGUACUGACAUUCCUGUAGAUUGGAGUCUGAAGGUCAAAAUGAGGGUGAUAUCUGAGAAAUCUUUAUUGUGGUGUACACAAUUACGGACAGCAGAAGAGGCCAGGGGCAUAAGUCAGUUCCUAACAGGACCUCCAGAUACACUGAUGGCGCUGAAAGAGUCAGAGAGAAAGGCCCACUUCCAGGAGGCAGGCUUGUACUGGAUUUAUCCUAGCCUUCCUUGGAUGAAGCUCUUCCCAAGAAUUGCUCCUGAUGCUAAAUUAAGGACAGCCAAUAUAGGACUACUAGAUAACUUGGUGCAGACAGCAUUACAAUCAGACUGGACAGAGAGCUUCACUUCAGUGUUCCAUCAGUUACGUGCCCAGCACUGCCCUUACUUUUAUGUGUGCACUCAUCAGUUCUCUGUGCUGUUCCGGGCAUCUGCUGUGGCAGGGCAAACAAAUCUCAGUGCUCUCAUCACCCCGACAACCAGGGGCAUGAGACAGUCCCUGAAAGGGGAAGAUAUAUCUUUCACUUUGCCCGUACUUGAACACAGAAAAAACUGCAUCAACCCAGAGAAAGGCUCAGAAGUCAGGAAGAAACAAGGCACUCAGACUAAGAAGGCUGAGCAACCCUACCUGGAUGACGAAGACGAGAUGAUUGAUACAGACGAAGGAGCCUCAGUUUGGCUGGAAAGUAUAGGGCUUGACAAAAAGCAUUUCCCCUCCCUUGAACCCAACAAGGUAAAAAUCCAGAGAGAAGGAUUCAAGCUGAUUGACAACAGACCAGAGUCCACAGUACAUGUAAUCGGCUCAGAUGUCCAGGCACUGUAUAAUUAUCUUCUCAACUGUCGCAGCUGUGUGGCCACAUCAGGACCCCAGGCUGGCCUGCCUCCUACCAUCCUCUCUCCAACAGCAUUCAAGGGGGCCACUCUCAAAUCUCACCAGACAAAACAUUCCUUGGUAAAGCAGAUGGAUGACAACAAGCUCAUAAAGCCAGUUCACAUCUUGGAGAUAUGUGGACCUGUUUUGCCACACCACAUAGCCAGCUACAAGUGGCUGUUCCAGCACACCCAGGAAGGACACUUCUCGCUCUCUUUCAACACACAUGAACCUAGCAUUUCAUUCAACGCUCCUGUAGGCAGUGAGGACGACAUAACCAAAGACGUGGCUAUCCGGGAACAGUUUGUGAUGGGACAUAGAAAGUUUGAUUCUUUCUUCAGCAACAAACCAGUGGAUAGCAGAUUGACUUGUAUUAAGGAUAUUCAAUGUAAACUAGGUUUCUUUUCCUUUUUGGUAUGAAGCCUCAUAAAUUGGUACUCUUAUAUAUUUAUUUUUGAAGUUACACUAUUUUUAGCUCACCUGGUCCGAAGGACCAUGGUGAGCUU